This is a messenger RNA of Phascolarctos cinereus (koala), 5039 nucleotides long. NCBI's taxonomy places the organism in Eukaryota, Metazoa, Chordata, Mammalia, Diprotodontia, Phascolarctidae. The record is from RefSeq and is a predicted model, not a curated record.
GGAAGCCCGAGGCACCAGGGAUCGAUGAACCAAGUUGCUGCCCGGCUUCCAUUUUGGUGCAUCUCUCUUCGCUUCUUGGGGUCUUUUUUAACUGUUGGUGUUCACGACUGAACCAACCAUGGGGAGGAAACUAGACCUUUCCAGUUUGACAGAUGAUGAAACAGAACAUGUUCUUCAGGUGGUUCAGCGAGAUUUCAAUCUUCGUAAGAAAGAAGAAGAACGACUAAGUGAGAUGAAGCAAAAGCUGGAUGAAGAAGGCAGCAAGUGUAGUAUCCUGUCCAAGCACCGUCAGUUCACGGAGCACUGUUGCAUGCGCUGCUGUGCCCCUUUCACCUUUCUCCUCAACACCAAGCGUCAGUGCUGUGACUGCAAGUACAACAUCUGCAAAAGCUGCAGUUCCUACCAGAAAAAGGAGAGGGUGUGGCUCUGCUGUGUCUGCCAGCAAACCAGACUCCUAAGGACGCAGUCCCUAGAAUGGUACUACAAUAACGUGAAAAGCCGCUUCAAACGUUUUGGCAGUGCCAAGGUCCUGAAGAACUUGUACAAAAAGCACAGGCUGGAGAGUGGAGCUUGCUUUGACAUAAUAGAAGGAAACUUUUUGGAGCCAAGCCUGGAGAAUGAAGGAAGCAUUAGUGGCAGUGAUUCUACAUUCUACAGGCAGUCUGAAGGACAUAGCAUGAUGGACACCCUGGCUGUAGCCUUACGUGUUGCUGAAGAGGCUGUGGAAGAGGCCAUUUGCAAGGCAGAAGCAUCUGGUGAUAGUCUGGACAAGCAGAAUGAAGCUAGUUAUCUACGUGAACACAAGGAGGAGUUGAUAGAAGAGCUUGCCACCACCAUAGUGCAGAAGAUCAUAAGGAAGCAAAAAGGCGAAGGGGAACAGACAGAGAAGGACUCUGAUUGGCCACAGCCCAGCAGUACUAGGAAAGUGAGCAGUCAGAGGAUGCCAGCUUUUCCAGGGGACCAACAGGCAUCCUGCACACUCUUGCAGAGGUCCCAGUCUGCAUUCUCCCUAACUGGUGAAGAGGCUCCAAGCAAAGAGUCGAAGGUGUCAGCACCCCUGGAGACCCUGUGGGCAGAGCAGAGGGUCCCGCAGAAACCAAAGGAACAAGAACAUGCUGCCUUACCCAGCUGGAAGAGCAUGGACAGACUGGAUGAGACAAAUCCAGACCCUGUUUUGCAAAGUUCUGAUGGGAACUGGGUAGCGCUGAAGAAUAAGCCGUGUCCUCAUCCCCGCCUUCUGGCCAAACCAAAGAGCCAGGCAUUCCAGGCUCUGGAGAAGGAGUCCAGUGUGGUAUCUGCCUAUGAUGAGAUGGGCUCAGAUAGUGAGGAUGAUUUUGAUUGGAAUAUAAGCCUGAACAAGCUUCAUCAGAGACCCCAGAGCCUAUCAGAAAAUUCCUAUUCCACAGACUCCCAGCAUCACACCGAGUGGGCUUAUGGUCACGACCAGUGUCCCCGGGGAACCUCUCCCUCCUCUGGACUUUACACUAACCCUGAGACCAUGUGCUCCGACUCAGAGACUUCUUCAGUGAGCUCAUCCCGGGAAGUUCAAGGACCAGCCAAGCGACCUUGGCUACAGAGAAAUACCCCUAGCUACCACUCACUAGAAAAAGCACACUCACAAGGAGGGCUGGAUGUGAAUUUCAACCCCCAGGCUGCUGACACGCAGGAUUCAGACAGCAGUGAUGCUGAGGACAGUCACCAUACAGCUGACAAGAGGUCCAGGAGGUGGAGGAGGAGUAAGCUAGCCUCAGCUGAGCUGGAUGAACAAAAGCCCCCCACCCAAAGCCAUGAGAAAGAUUCGGGCUCUAAUCAGGUUUUUGAUGAUCUGUCAGAGACUGAUAUCAGCAGUGAAGAUCACCGUCAUAAAAGCAGAACAAAUGCCACAGAGGAGAAACUGAAAUCCAGGUUGUUUGAAUUAGCUGCUAAAAUGAGCGAGAAGGAAACAUCUUCAGGUGAAGAACAGGAGUCAGAGGCCAGGACAGAAUCUGACCAUCAGAAAGAAAGUCUGUCCUCAGAAGACAAUGGCCAGUGCAUUCAAGAGGAACUGAAGAAGAAGUACUCGGCUGUGUCCCUCUGCAAUAUCUCUACAGAAGUCCUCAAAGUCAUCAACGCCACAGAAGAGUUGAUAGCAGAAUCAACUGGUCCCUGGGAUUUCCCAGCAGAUCCUCCUGAGAGAGAGAAGGGGGCGUUUCCUCUCGGGACAGACCACGUGAGACUCGAUGAGCAGCUCACUUCACUGGAAGAAAAUGUGUACCUGACCGCAGGCACCGUCUAUGGGUUAGAGGGUCAGCUGAAUGAACUGGAGGAUGCUGCCCGAAGAAUCAGCAGCACCACGGGGGAGUCGGAGCUUGCCGAGCUAGAAGACCAAGUAGCCACAGCAGCAGCCCAGGUGCACCAUGCAGAGCUGCAGAUGUGGAAACUGAGGCACAGGGAGAGAGAGAUUGACUUGCCCAAGGCCACAGGAGUGAUUUCAGAUAUUGAGAGCAGAAUUGCAGCCCUGACAUUGGCAGGGUUGAACGUUGCUCCGUGCGUCCGUCUGAUGAGAAAACGGGAUCAAAAGCAAAUGAACCAGGUACAGACCAUUGACACAUCGAGACAGCAGAGGAGAAAACUUCCAGCCCCACCAGUGAAAAAUGAGAAAAUGGAGGCUGCUUCACUCACUUCUGUUAAAACAUUUAACCGGAAUUUCAUACUCCAAGGGUCUAUGAUGCAAAGGACUAAAGAAAGAAAAAGUACUGCCAAGGACUUGAUGGAACCAACUGUAGGAUCCGCCAUAAUGUUUUAGUGGUACUCAACUCCACUGCCAAUCACACACUGCCUCCAGCUGUAUACACCAGUGCCUUUCUUGAACAGCCAUUGUAUACAGUAUGUCCCAUAGAAAAUAGGCCCUGGCGGAGCAUUGCUUCCUCUGGGAGCAGGGCUUUCUUUUCGUCUUGGAUACCUCACUGAGAAAGCUGUCCAAGGCUUCAGCAUUCUGGUCUGCUAGUGGGAACAUUGCCUUAUGUUCCCUUGAGACUCCAGGAAAGAUACUGAGUUUCCAAAGCAAAGCUCUUUGUUUUACAAAUGGCAUUUUUUUUUCCCUGUCAAUCAAUUGUGCUAAAGAAUGUCGUCUUUUAAGAUAAUAUAUGUGGCUUUAUUAUUUUUUUUGGUAGCCCUGAUUCCACCAGAUGUCUAUCAAAAUUCCAUCUGGCAAAAAAAGUAAAUGGCCAUCCUACUGGCCCCUUAGUGCUCACAAAGACCUCCCUGACUUAUGCAUGCUAAGGAAAACGGACCUGGUAGUGAAUGCUACUUUCACUGAUAUUGGGAGUGGUAGGGGUGCAGUUUUCGUUCUUAAAAACAAAAGGAAAAAAGCUACUAAUGAGCAGAGGCAUCUGUUUAUCUCUUCUCCAUCUGCCAGGCUUCUGGCUCAUGGCUCUUACAAUUAUUUUUAUUAAUUUGCCGUCACAAACCAUGAUGUCGUGUUCUACCAGGAUGGUCCCUGAUGAAAUGAAUAUGGCACAGCUGAACAAAGACAUGCAUUUGCUCUUUAUCGCCAUCUCAGGAACUAUCAUGAGAUCUGAGCAAGUCACUGGUACCUCGACACCUUCAGCAACAAUUGGGGAUUCAUUUAUUGAAUAGGCGCCCAUGGACCUCCUUAGGACUUAGACUUUCCCAACACCAGAGGAGAGAAGUGCUAUGGGAAACACAGCCCAUAACUCACCUUCUGAGCAUUAUCCAAAGUCAAGGUUGUGCAAUUUAGUUAGCCCGCACAUUCACAUUAUGCUACAUAGCUUCCAAAGUGCUUUCCCUCCCUGUGAGAGGUAAGCAGUGAAGAUACUAGUAUCUUCAUUAUACAGAUAAAGUCACCAAGGCAGAAGUAAGACUCUAACCUAGUUUUCUCAUUCUCAAAUCCAGCACUGUCUCUCUACUAGGUAAAGGUCUAUUGGGUAGGAUUCUAAUAGAAUGCAAAAGAUAAGUUGAAUGCAAAAUUACUUACUGAAAGCCAAUUGGAAAAUAAUUUUUUUUAGGUCUCAAAGUAUCAAAUUGUUUCAAAGGAAAUGCUAAGUACCUUUUAUUUUUUCAAAAAAAAUUACCAUAAGCAGAGUAACUCCAAAUUGUAAGUGUAGCAUCAAUAAACUAUUAUGUUACUCUGGGCAUGUGUGGACAGCAGGAACACAUACUAAAUAUGUGUCAACUUGAAGUCUGUUCACAAAAACAAACAAACCUAAAAACUUCAUUCAGUAAAGUGGGUCAUGUUUAUUCAUAAGUUAUUAAGGGAGAAUCUAAUUAGGAGGGUUGGAUUAAUUGGGAUAACUAAAGAAAAUCUCCCUUUGCACCAUUUUUAACCUCUAGAUGGUUGAUUUGUCUGUUACACACAUUCCCCAAUCUUGAGAGCUGAAGGUAUGAGUCAUGAGCUGACCCUGACGGUGGUUUGCGUAUUUGUCUAAUUAUAAUAUUUACUAAUGCCGUAUAUGUGUUAUCUAACCUAAAAGACUCAUUUGAAUAGAGUAAAUCUUUGGCUUUUGUUCCACUCGUGUGAUUUAAAACAAAAUGGAGAAGAAAGAAGCCCACAAUCCAAAAAAGCUCUGAGUUCAGAAUAGAAUGUUUUCCAUAAAGAGGCAUGAGAAGAAGCUACUGUUGUGUUAGUGUUAAAAAAUAUUCCGUCUUCUUUGACAAAACUGUGUCCUGUGUAAAGCAUUGCAAAAAAAAAAAAAAAAAUCCUGCUCUCUGGCAUUUGAAUUUUUACAAAGGUUUCCUUGUGCCAAAUCUGUGUGAAGAUUUAAUUUUACCAUUCAGAAAAAUCACAAAAGCAUAUGUUCUAUCAACACGGAGGAUUAUUUUAUCAUCAAGUGAUUUCAAUCUUUAGUGUUAAUAUUUAUAUUUAGAUUAAUUUUUAUAAAUGAAAAUAUUUUAAUGGUUUAAGAAAAUUAAGAUGCUUUAAUGAUUUCUUUAAUGAAGUCUGAGUACAAGUUAAGCUUGCCUUCAUGUUAUCUGCAUCUUUGCCAAGAAUUGCUGUUGGGAGAAGUGAUAACAAAGUAAAAGUCAUUUAUGAAAAAUUA